Messenger RNA from Aaosphaeria arxii CBS 175.79, 1143 nucleotides. RefSeq names its product ribosomal protein-like protein S15. The record is from RefSeq and is a predicted model, not a curated record. Gene Ontology annotation, cellular component: ribosome. The transcript has 2 exons. The coding region runs from base 50 to 1051 and encodes 333 amino acids. Gene Ontology annotation, molecular function: structural constituent of ribosome. Gene Ontology annotation, biological process: translation. NCBI's taxonomy places the organism in Eukaryota, Fungi, Ascomycota, Dothideomycetes, Pleosporales.
UGAAGAGCAGUUUGUGUCUUGCUUGCUUAGCAUCGUUCAUCCACCAAUAAUGCCGCCGCGAAUACCCAUAUUAUCGUGCCUUCGGGCUUCAACCUCCACCGCCCCCACCCAAUUCACCCUCCCCCUUCGACCUUUUUCUUCCACCGCUAUCCCUCAGAGCAAGUUUGCAGCUAGGCCGAAGAAGAAGACGUCCCAUGAUCCAUACAUCGUAGCUCAGCGGAACCGAAAAAAGGCGGCCAAUCUCACCAGGCGCUCCGAGAUUGAACAGAAGCGUAUCGAGAACCUCGGAGACCCAGUUCGCGGCAUCAACACCGCCUUCGUCGAGUCUUUCGCAACCGCGACGCCAAUUGAGCACACAUCGGAUAAGAUCCCCAAGGAGACCAGCCAUCUCAACUAUGCACUCAAGCCGGAGGGACUCGAGCGUGCCCUCAAGAAGUCGGAGGAGCUAGCGGUGCCUCGUAAGAUCGAGCGCGUGCAGAAGGCACAAACCUACGCCUGGAGCCCGUACAUGAACCCUUCGAAGUCGAACGAGGCCGCCGAAACUGAGGAGGAUCUCGAAGUCAGACGCCAGAAGGAUCACGAGCGGGCAACGGAGGCCAUCAAGCGUAUCACGGCGCUCGAUAACGGAUCGUCCAAGGAUCGUAUGCGUGUCAAUAUCGCCCGCUGCGUGUCUACAUUCGGACGUCACAACACUGAUCCCAUUUUCCCACCACGUGCCCCUCCUCUACAUGCCGUCAACUCCAAAACUUCCCACGCCAUCCGACCAGAGACAAAUGUCGAGCAGACGAAGAAGCGUGUUGGUCCCGACACUGGAUCUUCGGAAGUUCAGAUCGCCAUCUUGACUGCCAAGAUCAAGGCUGUCGCUGACUUUGUGGCCACCAGAGGCAAGGGAGACAAGCACAACAAGCGCAACUUGAGGCUGUUGGUGCACAGGCGACAGAAGCUGUUGCAAUACUUGAGGAGGAAGGAGAGGGGUGGGCCCAGAUGGCAACACUGCAUUGAGACAUUGGGUCUCACCGAGGGAACAUGGAGGGGCGAGAUCUCGAUGUAAACGUAUGUUUUUGAAGCCAGACUAUGUAUAUUUUCAUCUGUACAAUACAGCAUGUUGAAACGCUAUUGCUAAAUCACCACAUAUCCGAUUUU